AUGCCGACUGAUCAGGACGACGAGAAAAGGCUGUGCGCACAGUGUAGGCCAAUCUUCACCGGCCAGCAGCGGCUCAAAAACUCCUCGAGUAUCAGAGAUCCAGGCCCUGUCCACCACUUCUCCGCCGCGUCCUUCGAAGCUGCGGCGAACUCUGGAUGCGUCAUCUGUGCUCGAGCGCGAGCUGCUCUGCGCAGGGAUGAGCUGGGUCAUUUGUUGAUGCAGGCCGGACGCGAGCCCUUUUCCCACCAUCUUUUGUCGAAAUUCCGGGAGGGGCUAUAUAUUCUGAAAAUCAUCAUCUACUAUGCUGUGGAAGGGUCUGCAGAGGGUGAGGAUGGGUUCGAGCAGUUUGUCUGGGAGACUCACUUGUCCUCGACUGAACGGUCGUUCAACCAGGCGCGCAAGUGGUACAUCGACUGCCGAGAAAACCACGCCAGGUGCAACAUAUCCCGGAGAUCUUUCUCGUAUUCUCCCACUCGCCUGCUCGACUUGAACUACGGCGGAGGUGAUGAUUUGCGGUUAUUUGCGACUGCAGAGGAGAGCAUCAAGGAAGAGUACGCAACUCUCAGCCAUUGCUGGGGUAGAAAAAGUAUCACCAAGCUUACAACUGAUACCCUGGCCCAGUUUCAGAACAAGAUUGAAUCCGCCAGUCUUCCUCAGACAUUCAGAGAUGCUGUUUUAGUUGCCAGGAGGCUUGGAAUACGCUAUCUGUGGAUCGAUUCCCUCUGUAUUAUCCAGGAUUCUUUGGAAGACUGGCAGAAAGAGGCGGCGCUCAUGGGUGAAGUUUACAGCAACAGCGCACUCAACGUGAUGGCCACGGCAUGCAGACACAGCCACCAGAGUCUUUUCCGGAGCAGAGAUCAAGCCGAAUUGCUGCACUUCACAGUUCGCACAUCAUGGGACACAAUAAAGCCAGAGACCUUCUAUAUGCUUUCUUGGUCUUUCUGGGACAAACAUACCUUGUUCGCGCCAUUGAACAGACGUGGGUGGGUGCUUCAAGAAAGAAUACUGCCACCGCGGGCGUUGCUUUUCACAUAUAACCAACUGAUGUGGGAAUGCCGCGAGCGGGAAUCAUGCGAAACGUACCCAGAUGGCCUUCCAAGACACUUUGAAAGCCCUUACAAUGGCUCUGUGAAACACCUCGACAUUGAUGCUUCCCAAGCGUGGCUUACGCAUCUGCAAGAGUCCAACCUCAGUCAGGAGGAUUGCUACGAAAAGUGGCGCCAGACGAUUCAUAUGUAUUGGUGUACUAUGAUCACAAAGGAUACGGAUAAGCUUGUUGCCAUCAGCGGUCUCGCCAAACGCAUGGGUGCCGCUCUGAAAGACCGGUAUUUUGCAGGCUUGUGGGAGGGCGACUUCCCCGGUAAUCUGUUGUGGUAUGUCUUUAUUGCUGGUGGGCAAAGUUGCCGGCCUAGGGAUUACAGGGCACCGUCCUGGUCGUGGGCUUCUGUUGAGGUAGAGGGGGGCAUGGACAUUUCGCACUUUCUGUUGCGUGGGCGUGUCGUCGCUGAGGUUGAGGAAGCCAGCGUAACACCUCUUUCAAACAUCGAUAUUACGGGAGAGGUGAUAGAUGGCCACCUUCGGGUAAAAGGCACCGUGUUGCAGGCAGACUUUGUUAUCCAUGACCCGUUCGUCAGAAAGAGAAGAGAGAGAUUGCAGAUUUGUGUCCAAGGGGACAAGGUACACGGAAGGUUUUAUCCAGACGAGAGCACCACUGCCACACCCACGUCGGUAUAUUGUCUCCCCGUGUGGAUAGAAACGAGGCCAUUGUGCAAGCAAGGGGCUGUUGCACUCAUUCUCAAGCCGGUGGAGGGAAAGCCUCGGGGUUGGUAUUCACGCCUUGGCUUACUCGAAAUCUCGCCGCCCGACGAAGAUUCAUCGUCGGGGAGAUGGAAGAAGAUGCUCAAGUGUUUGGAUGAUCCAAGUUCCGACGAUCAUUCAGUGUAUCUGGAAUCCUCUCCUGGGACAAUUAUGUUUGUGUAG
Molecule: messenger RNA, 1980 nt
Organism: Clonostachys byssicola
Lineage: Eukaryota; Fungi; Ascomycota; Sordariomycetes; Hypocreales; Bionectriaceae
Source: the annotation of a GenBank genome assembly